CACCACCUACUGAGCUUGUUCUCUCCACACACUCACUGAAUUGCUAAGCUAAGCUCUUCGUCUUUUUCUGGGUACUAUAUGGUUUCUUUCUUCCAUUCUUGUAGUUUAAAAACACAAUCUUUUAGUGAAAAAUCCAUAUGAUUCUCACUGAGUAACCAACAAAAAUCGAAACUUGCUUAGAUUUUUGCAUCUGGGUCACUGAACCCAACUCAAAUUCACUAGCUUUCCUUUGUGGGUUUUCUGUGUUUGAUAUAUCCAUGGCUUCUGCAAUGCUAAGUGGAGCUGAAAACCUAAGACUCAUAAGAGGAAUAACCCCAAAAGGGUUAGGUUUUAAGGGUUCAGAUUUUCAUGGGAGGCAUUUUCCCAAGCUGGGUUUGGUGUCUAGUACUAGGAUUUCCAAGGCUAGGACCAUGGUGCCCCUGUGUAGUGUAUCAAAUUCAAGGCCAGCUUCACAGCCUAGGUUCAUACAGCACAAGCAAGAGGCAUUUUGGUUCUAUAGGUUCCUCUCAAUUGUGUAUGACCAUGUUAUAAAUCCUGGGCAUUGGACUGAGGACAUGAGGGAUGAUGCACUUGAGCCUGCUGAUCUCAGUGACCGGAAUAUGAUAGUAGUAGAUGUUGGUGGUGGAACCGGGUUUACCACCUUGGGGAUAGUUAAGCAUGUUGAUGCCAAGAAUGUUACAAUUUUGGAUCAGUCACCUCAUCAGCUUGCUAAGGCUAAGCAGAAGGAACCCUUGAAGGAGUGCAAAAUUAUUGAGGGCGACGCGGAGGAUCUCCCUUUCAAAACUGAUUAUGCAGAUAGAUAUGUAUCUGCAGGAAGUAUUGAGUACUGGCCAGACCCGCAGCGUGGCAUCAAGGAAGCAUACAGGGUGUUAAAACUUGGAGGAAAAGCAUGCUUAAUUGGCCCUGUUUAUCCAACAUUUUGGUUGUCUCGCUUCUUUGCAGAUGUCUGGAUGCUUUUCCCUAAGGAGGAAGAGUACAUUGAGUGGUUCGAAAAGGCUGGAUUUAAAGAUGUCCAGCUGAAAAGGAUUGGCCCAAAAUGGUAUCGUGGAGUUCGUCGCCAUGGACUGAUUAUGGGCUGUUCUGUGACUGGUGUCAAACCUGCAUCUGGCGAUUCUCCUUUGCAGCUUGGUCCGAUAGAAGAGGAUGUAAGAAAGCCCGUAAAUCCACUUGUAUUCCUCCGGCGGUUCAUUUUGGGUGUCCUGGCAUCAGCAUACUAUGUUCUUGUUCCAAUUUACAUGUGGAUCAAAGAUCAAGUCGUGCCCAAAGGUCAACCAAUCUGAGAGGGAAUUUCUUGGCUCCUGCACCUGAUUGCAAUGCUCUAUCCAUAUGAGUACAUUUUCUUCCCUCAUUUGUAAACAAGUCAGCACCUUAAUAGCCCUUUUCGUGGUUCUAUUGAUGCUUUUGAAAAUAAGUUUGCACUAGAGUCUACUAGUCUUCUGUAGUUUUAUAGUUUGCACUAGCGUCUACUAGUCUUCCGUAGUUUUAUGUAUCUAUGUUCAGUUAUUCACUGUUUUCCGAGUAACCACUAACUUGAAAAUGCAAUGCUUUGGUGAUGAAGUAUUCACUCUUUUCUUUCA
Molecule: messenger RNA, 1577 nt
Organism: Quercus robur (English oak)
Lineage: Eukaryota; Viridiplantae; Streptophyta; Magnoliopsida; Fagales; Fagaceae
Product: 2-methyl-6-phytyl-1,4-hydroquinone methyltransferase, chloroplastic
Exons: 3
Coding region: 258-1280 (340 amino acids)
Biological process (GO): methylation
Molecular function (GO): 2-methyl-6-phytyl-1,4-benzoquinone methyltransferase activity
Source: RefSeq, a predicted model, not a curated record